Messenger RNA from Xenopus tropicalis (tropical clawed frog), 3696 nucleotides. The record is from RefSeq and is a predicted model, not a curated record. Lineage: Eukaryota; Metazoa; Chordata; Amphibia; Anura; Pipidae.
CGCCUCAUAUAGCCAUGUUCUACCAGGAAGCGGAUGUGUGAGCGGGAGUAGCGCAGAGGCUGAGAGCAGCCAAGUCAUAACCGGGGAUAGAGAGCAGAAGCCGGGCUGAGCCGCCUUUAUUUCCUCGCUUUCUCAUGAUAGGAUGCAACAUGGCGGCAGCAAUGGAGACUGAACAAGUUGGGGUAGAAAUAUUUGAGUCUGCAAGAAGCCAUGGAAGCUCAGAGUCCUCUGGGGGGGACCCAAAACCAGAGCCUUUCUUUGUGGAGCGCCAUUCCUGGAGCCAGAUGCGCAAACUGCUGGCAGACACUAGGAAGUACCAUGGGUACAUGAUGGCAAAGGCACCUCAUAGCUUCACAUUUGUUAAGAGGAAUGAUCCUGAGAGUCCUCAUUCUGAUCGCAUGUACUACCUGGCAAUGUCUGGAGAAAACCGGGAGAAUACCCUUUUCUACUCAGAAAUUCCAAAGAACAUCAACAGGGGAGCUGUUCUUAUGCUGUCUUGGAAACCUCUUCUUGACACUUUCCAGGCCACCCCAGAUUAUGGCAUGUAUUCCCGUGAGGAAGAGCUGCUACGAGAGAGAAAGCGCAUUGGUACUGUGGGAAUAUCUGCCUUUGACUACCAUGCAGAGAGUGGAACCUUCUUGUUUCAGGCUGGAAGUGCCAUUUAUACUGUUCGAGAUGGUGGUUCCCGUGGUUUUACUAAACAGCCACUGCAGCCUCAGUUAUUGGAAACCAGUUGCCCAAACAUCCGCAUGGAUCCCACCAUUUGUCCUGGAGACCCCAGUUGGAUGGCCUUUGUUCACAGCAAUGACCUUUGGAUUGGCAACGUGGAGACUGGUGAAGAGCGCAGGUUGACAUUUGUCCACAAAGAUUUGGCUGGUGUUGAGGAGGAUGCCCAUUCUGCUGGUGUUGCAACUUUUGUGCUUCAGGAGGAAUUUGAUCGCUACACUGGUUACUGGUGGUGUCCACAUAAUGAAAAAACUGCAUCAGGCGGUCAGAUCUUGCGCAUCCUCUAUGAGGAGAAUGAUGAAUCAGAAGUAGAAAUCAUCCAUGUCACAUCACCUAUGCUGGAGACUCGCAGAACAGACUCCUUCCGUUAUCCAAAGGCAGGCACUGCAAACCCAAAAGUGACAUUCAAGCUGUCUGAGAUCAUUGUAGAUGCUGAGGGCAGGAUCCUAGAUGUGCUAGAUAAGGAACUUCGACAACCAUUUGAGAUAAUGUUUGGAGGGACUGAGUACAUAGCCAGAGCUGGAUGGACCCCUGAUGGGAAAUAUGCCUGGGCUAUUCUGCUUGAUCGACUGCAGACCCGACUACAGAUUGUCCUUAUCCCUCCUGCAUUGUUUGUCUGUCCCCACAAAGACCCUCCAGAGUGCCACUGGAUUUCAAAUUCACCGUCUGACUCUGUGACACCUCUUGUGAUAUACGAAGAGACAACAGACAUCUGGAUAAAUAUACAUGACAUCCUACACUUUUUUCCCCAAACCCGAGAUGAUGAAAUCCAGUUCCUCUUCGCCUCAGAGUGCAAGACAGGAUUCCGCCACCUUUACCGAAUAACCAGCAUGUUGAGAACAGGUGGCAACAGUAAGGGGAGCGCUGAUCUGCUUGGGCUCACUGAUUUCCGGUGCCACAUAAAGGAAGAGGUAGCUGUUACAAGCGGAGAAUGGGAGGUUCUUGGACGGCAUGGAUCAACUAUACGAGUGGAUGAGGUCAACAAGCUGGUGUAUUUUGAAGGCACAAAGGACACUCCACUAGAGCACCAUUUAUAUGUUGCAAAUUAUGAGACACCUGGAGAAGUGACAAGACUGACAGAUCUAGGGUUCUCUCAUGCUUGCUGUGUUAGUCAGCACUGCGACAUGUUCAUCAGCAGAUACAGCAGCCAGACUCUCCCACACUCUGUGCAUCUAUUCCAUUUGACAGGGUCUGGUUCAGAUCCCACACAGAAGGACAAGGAAUUCUGGGCAACCCUUCUCGAAUCACCAGGAACACUACCUGGAUACAUUGCCCCAGAAAUAUUCUCCUUUCCUAGUCGGACAGGGUUUACCUUGUAUGGGAUGAUGUACCGACCUCAUCAACUACAACCAGGGAAGAAGUACCCAACUGUACUAUUCAUUUAUGGGGGCCCACAGGUGCAACUGGUUAACAAUCGAUUUAAGGGAGUGAAAUAUUUCCGACUUAACACUUUGGCAUCAUUGGGUUAUGUGGUGGUGGUCAUCGAUAACCGGGGUUCUUGUCAUCGUGGGCUAAAGUUCGAAGGAGCCUUCAAAUACAAGAUGGGUCAGGUGGAGAUCGAUGAUCAAGUGGAGGGUUUGCAGUAUCUUGCUGCCAAACACAGCUUUAUAGAUUUGGAUCGAGUUGGUGUGCAUGGAUGGUCAUAUGGAGGGUAUUUAUCUCUCAUGGCCCUAAUACAAAGACCUGAUAUAUUUAGGGUGGCUAUUGCAGGAGCUCCUGUUACCCUCUGGAUUUUCUAUGACACAGGAUACACAGAGAGGUACAUGGGUCAUCCAGACCAGAAUGAGCAUGGCUACUAUCUGGGCUCAGUGGCGAUGCAGGCUGAGAAGUUUCCAUCAGAGCCCAACCGUCUGCUGCUUUUACAUGGCUUUCUAGAUGAGAAUGUUCACUUUGCACACACAAGUAUCCUUCUCAGCUUCUUAGUACGUAGUGGAAAACCAUAUGAUCUUCAGAUAUACCCACAAGAGCGUCACAGUAUCCGUGUACCUGAAUCAGGAGAGCAUUAUGAACUCCACCUCCUGUAUUAUCUGCAGGAAAAUCUGGGCUCUCAUAUAGCAGUCACCAAAUCUUUGAAUGAAUUUUCACUCUAAAUUAAGAUCUGUCAGAGGGGCUGCAGUGUUAGGAUUCAUUGUAGGCCUUCUGGUAUCUUCUAUUGGAACACCACCAGCAAUACCCUCUUUGGCAAUGGAGGGACAUCUAGACCACUGAAUCUGCUCUGCAGCCUCUCUUCCAGGUAUCUGUAAACAUGCAUAUCAUGAUUCUGGAACUAAGCUGCUGCCUUUCCUGGUGCAGAAGAAAUGAAAUACAGAUAUUGCAGCAACUCGCAUCCAGUGAAAUCAUCCUGUACUUUCCACCCUGAACUCUGAAGUCAUCCUCCAUAGGGUCUUAUUACUGCUGCUGUAUUCAAGCAUCUGUCUGUCUUGGUGAGAAAUGCAGAACAUCUCACCCCAUAUUGUGGACCUCAAAAGUGAUGGCUCUGUCUUUCCACGUGACCUCUAAUGACAGAAUCAAGUCCUUGGUAGCACGCAAUGAAUUCAAACAAGCAAUUUCUGAAUUGAGCUGCUGACUGGUGUACACUUAAAUUAUUUCGGACAUUGUUCAUACGUUGUCGGCAAACACCUGUAGUUAAAAGAAUAUUUGUGAAUUUGUUUCUGCCUUAUGCCAUUCCUGCUUUAGUCAGUGGUUUGACACGCAGGGCAAUAUUCAUGGAUCAUUUUGCCCACCGUUUGGGACUUAUGUUCUUUACAAUUUCACCAUUUGUUGAUUGGGGAUAUAUGUCAAAGCCAUCAAUUGUUUUAAAAAGAACCUGUCCUCAUUUUCCAGAUUUUUAUUUUAGUCAUCCAAUGUUAAUCUAUACAUCUUGCCACUGUUUUUCACACUGACAAUUUAAAGGUGCCAUAUUCUGCGCUGUUUGAAAAUAGAGAUGCUUUAGUCUUUAAAAAAAAAUAGAAAAAACAAUUUUAUCCUGUC